UUUAUCACGCAGACUGUUAGAUAUAGUGCGAAGGAGUUGACGUCGAGUAGUUCACUUAUAAUUAGUGAUUAAUAAUAUUAUUAGUUUUUUAAGUAUUAAAUCAUUAUUUAUAAUACAUAUUUUUUAUAUACAUACAGUAUAUAUAUAUUAUUCGCAUAUACUUCUUGUUUUUAUUGUUAAUUUUUAGGUAAGACAAAUCCAAAAUAAUUGACAUGCAUUUUCAAUGUCUGACUACUGGAAUUAUUUGACAAAUGCUGAUAAUAAUCAAUGGAGUUGAGCAAUGUUCAACAAUUAUUACUGAUACUAAACCGUAUCAAAACAAAAAAAAACAUCCUAUAAAAACAAUUAAGGAUGGUGUUACUGGUGCGAGGCGUAGUUCAGGACGAACCACCACCGGACACGAGGACUCUAUACCUCAACCAUCCAGUACUCCGAGAUUCCGCAUCACAACUGCUCACCAUCUCCACAAAAGUCGUCGGGCCUAUAGGGCUCCUUUACGUGUGUCAACGGGAGAUGGCCGUGACCGUGCCGCAUGACAAAAACGUGUCGAUCAUUGGUUCCGACGAUGUUACCACUUGCAUCAUUCUCGUACUCCGACAUACCGGUUCCGGUGCUGUGGGAUUUGCUCAUCUAGACGGUUCGUGUACCGAGGAAUGUGUGGUGAACAUGGUGCACAGGAUCCAAGAGCUGUCCAUGGGAUUCCCAGACGGUCGACUGGAAAUGUCUCUGAUUGGCGGAUUCACUCAUGUAUUGCGUUAUGGCGAACAAGUGUUUUAUAGUCUGAUGGUUGCUGUUCACAAACAUCAAACCGAAAUCGAACUUGUGCUCGCGUGUGUUGGAGAACUCAACACCAUAAUGCGGAACAACGUCCACUGGCCGUUGCUUUACGGAGCGGGAGUUAUGGUCAAGAGCGGUGAAGUGUUUCCGGCCAACUUUCCUGACAAAGGACCCGAACAACCUCUGAGAUUAGCUCGGCUGUUCACAGGCCUGCAACCGGUGUUGGACGUGUACGACUGUAGCUUGGGUCUCUUGAGAAUCGGACCGUUCAACUACGAGCCCAUGAGAAGUGUCGACUUGUGGCUCCAGCAGUCCGAUGAAUUCAUCCUGCAAGCUUUGUCGACUACGCCCGACGUAGAACCACCGCACACAGUCAUGGCCAUACGAGCCUCUCUAAAAUACGUCCAAGAUCAUCCGUUUCCAGCGGUUACGGUGUUCAGGGAUAAUCGACCGUUAUACUACAGACGAGAUGAACACUCUGGCACGUGGACUCCAUUUCGCUAUUAAAGAAAUAGGAACCUCUAACUCGACAAUCUAACGAUACAACGAAAGUGCCAAAUCAAUGUUUGUACGGCGUCGACGAUUUGGUAACAUUCAAAUUUAAAAUAUCAUUGACAAAAAAUUACAAGUGUUAGUUUUUUUAAUAU
This is a messenger RNA of Myzus persicae (green peach aphid), 1424 nucleotides long. It is a transcript of the gene Ntan1, whose product is annotated as protein N-terminal asparagine amidohydrolase. The record is from RefSeq and is a predicted model, not a curated record. Gene Ontology annotation, biological process: ubiquitin-dependent protein catabolic process. The transcript has 10 exons. Gene Ontology annotation, molecular function: protein-N-terminal asparagine amidohydrolase activity. The coding region runs from base 352 to 1284 and encodes 310 amino acids. Lineage: Eukaryota; Metazoa; Arthropoda; Insecta; Hemiptera; Aphididae. Gene Ontology annotation, cellular component: nucleus.